AUGGCCAUUCAUUUCUACGACGAAAGCUCCAGCCCUCCAGGCGAAGAACUUGCUAGACUGAAGACCAGCUCCUUACUGGUACGUUCUGAAAUCCCUUUUGUCGUUUGGGGACAGGACGCCUUGGCCAUCGUUCAUCGUGUACCGACCGAUUUCUUCGACCAGCACCUUCUCGUGCAGGAUGAACGCGUUGCGGAUGCUGUUGAAAUAAUCUGCAGGGAACCUCGAUACUCUCCCAUCGACGCUGCUAGUGAUGGCAGAUGGGGGGACUACGCAAUGUAUAAUUUUAUCCAACCGUUUGCAUUCGACGGCACCCCGACUACUCUCCUACAACAAUGA
Messenger RNA from Pleurotus ostreatus (oyster mushroom), 336 nucleotides. RefSeq lists its product as uncharacterized. Bases 1 to 336 code for a protein of 111 amino acids. Lineage: Eukaryota; Fungi; Basidiomycota; Agaricomycetes; Agaricales; Pleurotaceae. The transcript has a single exon. The record is from RefSeq and is a predicted model, not a curated record.